AUGAAGAUGCUAUACAAAAUAGUUUGUCUUGGAGAUGGCGGUGUUGGGAAGUCGGCACUUACAAUUCAGAUAUAUAACCCAACAAUCGAAGAUUCAUAUCGAAAACAAACAGUUAUAGAUGGUCAGCCUUGCGUUCUAGAAAUAUUGGAUACUGCAGGACAGGAAGAAUACGCAGUUUUGCGUAAUCGAUGGAUCAGUGCUGGCGAAGGCUUUUUAAUCAUCUAUUCCAUAUCUUCAAGAUCAACAUUUGAGAGAAUAGAACAUUUUCAUAAUAGCAUUUUAUAUCACAAAAAUUAUGUACCACCAAUUAUACUUAUCGGUAAUAAAUGUGAUAAACAUGCUGAACGGGAGGUUUCAAGAGAAGAAGGAAUGAAUAUGGCGAAAAAGCUCAGUUGCGAUUUCAUAGAAACUUCUGCAAAAACUUGUAUGAAAGCUUUUGCUUAUAUUACUAUUCGUUGUGAUUUUUCGAUGGAAAACGAAGAUUUAAAUUAUUUAGCUUGCGAAGUUAUCGUUUCACUAGUGAUCUGA
Molecule: messenger RNA, 528 nt
Organism: Dentiscutata erythropus
Lineage: Eukaryota; Fungi; Glomeromycota; Glomeromycetes; Diversisporales; Gigasporaceae
Source: the annotation of a GenBank genome assembly